This is a messenger RNA of Ceratitis capitata (Mediterranean fruit fly), 821 nucleotides long. RefSeq names its product C-type lectin 37Da. Gene Ontology annotation, molecular function: carbohydrate binding. Lineage: Eukaryota; Metazoa; Arthropoda; Insecta; Diptera; Tephritidae. The transcript is spliced from 3 exons. The record is from RefSeq and is a predicted model, not a curated record. Gene Ontology annotation, biological process: biological process involved in interspecies interaction between organisms. The coding region runs from base 62 to 682 and encodes 206 amino acids. Gene Ontology annotation, cellular component: external side of plasma membrane.
CAGUUAAUAAACAGUAUUUGCUUAACCAACGAGAAGUUAAAAAUAAUUUUCAAUUAUAAUAAUGGAUUUGGGACAAAAACUUUUCGCUCUAUUUUUUGUAAAUAUUCUUUUCAAUCUCACAUCUUGUGCUGCAGAUACUAAAGGAAGCAUUGCGAAAGCGUCUCUUUUCACUCAAGUUAUCAGCAAAUAUUAUUAUGUUUCUGCUAUCGCUAAAAUGAAUUGGUUUCAGGCUGUCCAUUUUUGCCGCAAACUGGACAGUAAUUUGAUAAACAUAGCAUCGAAGGCCGAAAUGGAUGCUAUAACCAAUUUCUUAAUCGCAAAUGGUUUCGUGAAUAAACGUUUUUGGACAAGUGCUAAUGAUUUAGAGGAAGAGGGUGUUUACAAGUCCAUCAGUAACGGCCAACCAAUAGCUUACACCAAAUGGGGCGAUAAUGAACCAAACAAUGUAAAUAACGAGGAUUGUAUCGAAAUCACUGCAAAAAACAAUAUAUUCUAUAUGAACGAUAAUGAUUGUAAGCCACUGCUUGCAAAUAUGCCUUAUACGAUUUGUGAACGGGAAAACCCAGAAGAUUUUAUUCCUAUAAAGGCAGAGGCGCGCGAAGUUGUACCGCCAAAUUGUUCUGUGAAAAAACUAUUGGAAUUGUGUCAAUCAAUGGGAAAUAUUAUGAAUUGCAGAGAUUAAAGGGUAUGGGUAGAAUAUUUUCUAAUUCUUUUCAAUUUCAUAAUUAAAGAUUUUGUAUAAAUGAAUAUAUGUGAAUUUUUUAACGCUUCAUUAAUGUAAUAUAAUGUAAAAGUAAUAAAUAAAAAGAAACAAGAAAGAA